UAACAUCUAGAUGCUUUCCCACCAAUUAUAGCAUUACCAGACAAUCCUUUAUAUUACCAUUCCCAAUAAACAAUGAAGCCCAACUACCUCACCCCACGCCUAACCUUCUCAUUGAUACUACCAACGGUCACCACCUCCCCAACACCAACCAACAAAGGCGCUCUCUGCGACUGCUACAUCGUCUCCGGCCCAGAACCAGGCUACUUCACAAAUCACCACUUCUGGGACUUCCGCAACAUCCCCCUCCCAAACUUGGACCAGCCUACCCAAAACCAAAACCCUCUAUCACAAAACGCAACCCUCCGCCUCACCCAAACCCCCUUCAUAACCGACUGGUUCCCCCAAACCUGGGCCAAAACCGGAACGCAAGAGUACCUCCCAAUAACAAACGCGCAAUCUAACGUCUUCUUCGCCCGGAACCCUACGCCUCAACAACCCCAAAAUCCAACCUACCUCCUCCUCCAAGCAACCCGCCUACCAACGUACGUCUCAACAGCCGAAAUCGAGCUCCGAGCCCGAAACAUAUUCCAUUGCUCCCUCCGCGUCCGCAUGAGGCUCAUGUCUAGAGAAACAGUCCUCGGCGAAGCAACAACAACCAAUGCCCGACAGCACCCACAAGCAGAGAAAGAUAUAGCUCAAGACAAACAUUCCACCAAAUCCCACCGUCCCAAACAGUACCAACACCCUGCGGAUCAAAACACCGUCCCCAAGGGAGCCUGCGUAGGCCUCUUCACCUAUCAAUCCAAAACCUGCGAGUCAGAUAUCGAGAUCCUAACCGCCGACCCGCCUAACGUAAUCCACUAUUCCAAUCAGCCGGAUUACGAUCCCGUCUCGGAUACGGCGAUCCCUGGCGCCGGGUCGAUAGUGAAUCUUUCUGUUCCGUGGACGGGGUGGGUGACGCAUCGGUUGGAUUGGUUUCCGGGGUUGUCGAGGUGGUAUGCGGACCAGGGGCUGCAGGUGGUGAAGGGGUAUGGGGUGCCAGGGAUGGCGAGUACGGUGGUGUUGAAUCUGUGGAGUGAUGGGGGGGAUUGGACGGGGGACUUGAGGGUGGGGGAGUCGGUGUUUUUGGGGGUGGAGUGGAUUGAGAUGGCGUUUAAUGUUUCUUCUUCGGCUGUGGGAGGGUCUGGGAGGGAUGAUGGGGGGUUGGGGAGGGCGAGGGCUAGGUCUGCUCGGCGGGUUGGUUUGGGGGAUGGUGAUAGAGUUGUGGAAGGGGCUGGGCUUGGGGAUAAGAUUCUCAGUGGUAUCCCGAAGCAAGAGGAUGUAGCAAGGGGUGUGGUUAGAUGUCGGAAAGCGUGCUACCUGAGUGACUUUCAUUAA
Molecule: messenger RNA, 1317 nt
Organism: Aspergillus alliaceus
Lineage: Eukaryota; Fungi; Ascomycota; Eurotiomycetes; Eurotiales; Aspergillaceae
Product: glycoside hydrolase family 16 protein
Exons: 1
Coding region: 73-1317 (414 amino acids)
Source: RefSeq, a predicted model, not a curated record